AUGUACCGUUACGUAAAUUAUAUUGGUGAAAGAAGACCUCAAGUGUUCCAUGAUAGGCCUAAUUACUACGACAUUUUAACAGAAGAUGAAUGUAUGUAUAGAUUUCGUCUUUCAAAAAAAUGCGUAGUUUAUUUAUUAAAUUUACUCACAGGAAAACUGGAAACAGCAACUGACAGGAAUAUGGCAUUAACUACAAUGACUCAGGUUCUGCUUACACUGAGAUUUUAUGCUUUAGGCACUAUGCUUAUAUCAGUUGCAGAUAUGUUUGGUGUUAGUAUAUCUUCUGCAAGCAGAACAAUUAAAAAUGUUUCCUAUGCUAUCGCGGGAUUGAGUGGAUCAUUUUUAAACAUUCCUGUACAUAAUAUUGUUGAAACAAAAAUGAAAAUGUUUAAGAUUGCUCGAUUUCCAUUAGUCUUUGGUGCAAUCGAUUGCACUCAUGUGAGAAUCAAACCUCCAGGAGGUGAAUCUUCAGAAACAUUUCGGAAUCGUAAAGGAUAUUUUUCGUUGAAUGUGCAAGCACUCGUAAAUUCCGAUUUGAAAUUUAUGGACGUUGUUGCUAGAUGGCCUGGAUCAGCACAUGACAGCAAUAUUUUCCGAAAUUCUAGGCUAUAUGCAAGGUUGGAAUCUGAAGAAUUUAAUAACAUGGCAAUUUUAGGAGAUAGUGGGUAUGCUUUAAAACCAUACAUGUUAACACCAAUUGCAAACCCUGUUGGACGCACAGAAAUGCUAUACAAUGAAUCUCAAAUCCGAACUAGAAAUAUUAUUGAAUGGUGUUUUGGAAUCUGGAAAAGAAGUUUUCCAGUUUUAUCACUUGGAAUACGAUUACAAUUAAAAACUGCUCAGGCAAUUAUUAUUGCAACAGCAAUCCUACAUAAUAUUUGCCGAGAUAUGAAAGGAGAGUUGCCAGGGGAUGAUUUUCAAUUCUUGGAUCAACUUCAUGAAGCUGAAGAUAUGACUGAAACGGAGAAUCAUUUUGGUGAAAAUGAUGAAGACUCUAGGACUAGAGAUUCCCUUCUCAAUAAUUACUUUGCGAGGUGA
This is a messenger RNA of Aphis gossypii (cotton aphid), 1038 nucleotides long. RefSeq names its product putative nuclease HARBI1. The transcript is spliced from 5 exons. The record is from RefSeq and is a predicted model, not a curated record. Bases 1 to 1038 code for a protein of 345 amino acids. Lineage: Eukaryota; Metazoa; Arthropoda; Insecta; Hemiptera; Aphididae.